AUGAGGGACUGGCGAUGGGUGCCAUCGAAACGAAAUAUUGCGGAUGUGCUCACUAAGUGGGGUCGCGGUCCUCCAUUACAAAGGAAUUCGGAGUGGGUAGAUGGUCCGACGAUACUUUAUCAAUCGAGCUGUCAGUGGCCUUCUGCCGACCCAAUCGAUGAGACUAAUGAGGAGGCUAGAGGAUUAUUGUCGUUCCAUGAGGUGGUUGCCGUGGGCAAAAUUUCUUGUUGGACAAAGUUACUGCGGGUUACCGCUACCGUUGUUCGAUUUGUCACCAAUUGUAGGCUCAGGAAAGCCGGGUUGCCAACCAUUACUUCUCAGGCUACGGAGUAUCAACGUUCAGUGUUGAAGGCAAAAUUUCCAACUGUUCAACAGCCGCUUCAGCAAAAUGAACUUCAACAUGCAGAAAACAUUUUAUGGAAGCAAUCACAAUUUGAUAGUUUUCCAGACGAAAUGAGCGCACUCACAGAAAAUCUUCAACAUGAAACGGGACGCUCGCCGAGGAAGAUCGAGAAGUCUAGCAGCCUGUAUAAACUUUCUCCGACACUAGAUGCAGAAGGUGUUCUGAGAGUUCGUGGUAAAAUGGAAAUAAAUGAAGCAAUUCCAUUCGAUAAAAGAUUCCCGAUUAUACUAUCGGGGAAACAAGAAAUAACAAGAAAAUUAAUUAUGCACUUACACGAAAAGUUUGGCCAUGCAAACAGAGAGACUGUGUUCAACGAGUUGCGUCAGAAAUUCUGGAUACCGAACGCGCGUGCAGCUAUCCGACAGGUGUCCAAGGAAUGCGUGUGGUGCAAGGUAAAUCGAUGUGAACCUUCUAUACCGAUGAUGGCCCCAUUACCCAUUCAGCGCACUACACCUCACCUACGACCUUUCAGCGCAGUAGGAAUAGAUUAUCUGGGACCGGUUGACGUAACGGUUGGCCGCAGAAAUGAGAAACGAUGGGUAGCGGUGUUUACGUGUAUGGCUGUUAGAGCCGUACACUUGGAUGUGGUCUAUAGUCUGAGCACACAAUCUUGUCUGAUGGCGAUCAAAAGAUUCACGAGCAAACGAGGAGUCCCAGAACAAAUAUUUUCGGACAAUGCUACGUGUUUCCAUGGAGCAAAUACCGUCAUGAGAGGCGAAAUAAACAAAAUCAACCACGAGUGUGCAGAGAAAAUCAUAUCACCUGUUACAUCGUGGCAUUUCAACCCUCCCGGAACACCGCACAUGGGCGGUGUUUGGGAACGGAUGGUACGGUCCGUCAAAGAGGCUCUACGCACAUUGGACGACGGACAAAGAAUGACGGAUGAGAUUCUCGUAACGUCGUUAGCAGAAGCUGAAGACUUGAUAAACUCCCGCCCGUUGACGUAUAUUCCACAAGAUAACUCCGAACCACUUCAUCCGUGGAACAACGACAAGUGA
This is a messenger RNA of Toxorhynchites rutilus septentrionalis, 1401 nucleotides long. RefSeq lists its product as uncharacterized. Gene Ontology annotation, biological process: DNA integration. The record is from RefSeq and is a predicted model, not a curated record. Bases 1 to 1401 code for a protein of 466 amino acids. Lineage: Eukaryota; Metazoa; Arthropoda; Insecta; Diptera; Culicidae. Gene Ontology annotation, molecular function: nucleic acid binding. The transcript has a single exon.